AAACUCAUGUUAAGCUUACAUCACUCUUCCCUCGAGAAGAAAACCUCUGUGUCUUUGUGAUUGAGUAGUCAAUAAAAUGUGUGCAGUGCAGAGAAGAGUCCCAUAUCAUAAAUUCAUAAUCAAAGCUCAGCCGCCCAGGCAUGUAAACAAUUAUAGAAAAUAAAAGAACAAAAUAAAAAAAAAUUAAUGAGAGAAAAAAAGAAAGAAAGGACAGAUUCAUGACCAAUUUAACCCCACCAUUUUCUCUCUUCAAUGCAGUGUGACCCCAUUUGGACAACCCUACAAGUACACCCAUCAAACAGGCAUCUUGGAGUCCACAACUGAAAAUGGAGAAGAUUUGGGUUCUGCUGGGUUUUUUCUUUUUGCAUAUAAUUCCAAUAAGAGCCUCUGCUUUUGGUGUAGGAGCUGGAAUUGGCGUUGGGAUUGGCAAUGCAGGUGGUGGUGGUGGAGGUGGUGUGUGGAUUGGUGGAGGAAUCAACACUAAUCCAAACCCAGCUGGGCCUUCUUCAGUUUCAAAGCUUGGUAAUGCUUACACUGCUCUUCAGGCGUGGAAAUCUGCUAUUACAGAUGACCCAUUGAGGGUUUUGGACACUUGGGUUGGCACUGAUGUCUGUGCUUACAGAGGAGUGUUUUGUGGUGUCAAUGGAGAUGAAAUUGGGGCACAAUCUGGAGCAGUUGUUGUAGGAAUAGAUCUGAACCAUGCGAAUCUACAAGGCGUUCUUGUCAAGGAACUCUCUUUGCUUACAGACAUGACUCUUCUUCAUCUCAAUAGCAACAGAUUUUCAGGCACAAUUCCCAACUCUUUCAAGGUCCUCUCAUCUCUAGAGGAACUAGACCUCAGUAACAACAUUUUUUCUGGUUCUUUCCCUACAGUCACUCUCUACAUUCCAAAUCUAGUUUACUUGGACCUCAGAUUCAAUUACUUCUCUGGAGCCAUACCUGAUGAUCUCUUCAACAAGAGGCUUGAUGCAAUCUUUCUCAACAACAACCAAUUUGAAGGCCAAAUCCCACAAAAUUUGGGGAAUUCACCUGCUUCUGUGAUUAAUUUUGCUAAUAACAAGUUCAGUGGGAGCAUCCCAAUUAGUAUGGGCUUUGGUAGUUCUAAAUUGAAGGAGAUUUUGUUUCUUAAUAACCAGUUGAGUGGUUGCAUACCUGAAGGAGUUGGGCUCUUCACAGAUAUGCAAGUUUUGGAUGUAAGCUACAAUACACUGACAGGUCAUUUGCCAGACACAAUUUCUUGUAUGGAACAGGUUGAGGUUCUGGAUUUGGGACACAACAAGCUAUCUGGGGUUCUGGAAGACCUGGUUUGUUCUCUGAAAAGCCUUAUGAAUCUGACUGUUUCCUACAAUUUCUUUUCUGGGUUUAGUCAGGAAUGUGCGGGGUUGUCUCUUAGGAAUGUGGGUUUUGAUUUCUCAGGGAAUUGCAUUCCUGGGAGGGGUAUGCAGAGACCCCAACCAGAGUGUACUGCCACACCAGGAGGUGGAUUGAGUUGCCUUAGAAUCCCUCCUGUUCAGCCUCUUGUUUGUGGGACAUUAGGAGAGUUGUUAGGGAAUAAUGAGAACCCCUGAAAGGAAAGGGAAAGAAACUCACCUGUGUUUUUUUGUAUUAUGUCUAUCUGUCCCAUUAAUUAAUACUAUUAAUCAUGAUUUAUAGCUUCA
Tripterygium wilfordii is the source of this 1658-nucleotide messenger RNA. Its product is annotated as leucine-rich repeat extensin-like protein 4. Gene Ontology annotation, molecular function: protein binding. Bases 327 to 1568 code for a protein of 413 amino acids. NCBI's taxonomy places the organism in Eukaryota, Viridiplantae, Streptophyta, Magnoliopsida, Celastrales, Celastraceae. The record is from RefSeq and is a predicted model, not a curated record. The transcript has a single exon.